AUGUCGAAAUCAAAGCAUCAAGAGGAAGUCCUCCAAUUCCUUGACGAUCUUGACUCCUUCACACCGGUAGAGAAACCGACUGGGUCAGAGGGUAGUCCUUCUAGCUUGUCCGCCCAAGGCUUCGGAAAUCCAUCCCCUACUGUUCCAAACCCCAACGCUCAGGGUAAACCUGGUGGCGAGGCUGAAGUCUUAGCUUUUCUUGACGAAAUCACUCAGAAGUCCGCCGAGCCUACCCACCGUACACCUGGCAUAAGUCUUACGGAACGACCUAGUUCGCGCGCUGGCACGCCGUCGUUGAGGAAGCCGACUGAACGGGUUCGCGUUGGUUCAUCAUCCCCGUUGCUACCCGCCUCAAGUGGCCCAGCCACGCCAUCUACUACGGCCGGCGGGACUGGGGCCGCUGAGAAGGGCAAAUCUCCUGAGCCUUCUGCAUCAACUGCUAGCAAAGGAGGAUGGGGAUGGGGUAGUGUUUGGACCACCGCGUCUGCUGCUAUCCAGCAAGCAAAAACGGCUGUAGACGAGCAAGUCAAGAACCUACCGAAUAACGAGCAAGCUCGUAAAUGGAGUGAAGGCGUCAUGGAGUAUGCAAAGACAGCGCAAUUGGACAAGCUCGGCAAGGACUUCAAGCAAUUAGGGUUGUCUACACUCACCGACAUAUUGAACGUCGUCGCUCCGCCCAUAUCAGAACAUGAAGUCAUACAAAUCUGGCUGAGCCACGACAUGCGUGGCUACGACGGCGUUGAAUCUUUGGUAUACCGUUCGCUGAGUAGGGUUCUGGAGCAAGUUGAGGGCGGCGAUCUCAUUGUGAAUCGCGGCGAUGAGUCGAAACCAAAGACGACUGGUGACGAGGGUCGAGAACUUAAUGCUGUUGAAGGUUAUGAAGCUGCCUCGAAGCUCGCUCAGGCCAAUAUCGACGAGAUUAUCAAGGUCAAUGUAGCCAAAACUGCCAAAUCUGACCCAUCGUCAACCCAAACGCCAACGACGUAUUCUCACGUUUACUUGCGCAUUCAGCCCUUCCUUAGCUCCCUCACAAUACCAUCUACUAAGCUUCCGGCAGCUGAGGAUGGGACUGAAUCUCCCCAAUCAGAACCGGAGACUCACAGCCAGCUUCAGUACCUACUGCAUCUAUCGGACCCCGAACAUUUACUGGUCUGCGCGACGGUCACUCAAACUGUUCCAGGUCAUUGGUUGGAGCUGUGGGAUCAGUACGAUUGGGUGGAAGACUCCGUAGCCGAAUCACUACGAGUAGGGUUGGAAGUCAUUGGUCAAGAAUAUCUUGUUAAGCGGAUGGGAUGGGCUAAAGGCAAGAAAGCUCAGACAAACGACGAGAUUCAAGGCGGUGAAGCUGGCAGCAAGCCAACAGAGGUCUAG
This is a messenger RNA of Pleurotus ostreatus (oyster mushroom), 1371 nucleotides long. RefSeq lists its product as uncharacterized. The transcript has 4 exons. The record is from RefSeq and is a predicted model, not a curated record. Bases 1 to 1371 code for a protein of 456 amino acids. NCBI's taxonomy places the organism in Eukaryota, Fungi, Basidiomycota, Agaricomycetes, Agaricales, Pleurotaceae.